Molecule: messenger RNA, 585 nt
Organism: Stegodyphus dumicola
Lineage: Eukaryota; Metazoa; Arthropoda; Arachnida; Araneae; Eresidae
Product: histone-lysine N-methyltransferase SETMAR-like
Biological process (GO): double-strand break repair via nonhomologous end joining; mitotic DNA integrity checkpoint signaling; DNA integration
Cellular component (GO): condensed chromosome; nucleus; site of double-strand break
Molecular function (GO): histone H3K4 methyltransferase activity; single-stranded DNA binding; single-stranded DNA endonuclease activity
Source: RefSeq, a predicted model, not a curated record
AUGAUUUUGAAGUCAGCAGCAGAAUCAAGUCACCGAAUAUGCCAGUCCUUUGGGGAUGAUGCUGUUAACGAACGAACCGCUAGGCAAUGGUUCCAGAACUUCAGGUCAGGGGAUAUGGCUCUUGGUGAUGCAAAAGCGCUGGACGAUGAGGCCCUGAGAACAGCCAUAGAGAGUGACAGAAGCCAAACAUGCGUUGAGCUUGCUGCACACUUCCAGGUAUCUGAUGAAACGAUCGGACUCCAUUUGCACCUCAUAGGAAAGGCAUACAAGCUGAGCAAGAGGGUACCCUUCUCACUGUUUGAGGCAAACAAGCAACAGCGUGUCGCUGCCUGUUUGUCAUUGCUUACUCGGCACCACAAUGCAUCCAUAUUUGAUAGAGUACUCACCAGCGAUGAAAAGUGGGUCCAAUAUGACACACCCAGGCGUUCCAGACAUUGGUUAUCACCACGGGGCUCAGUGCCUCACACUGCGAGACUUCUCCACCCACGCAAGAUCAUACUCUGUAUCUGGUGCACUAGUCGCCAAAUGGUGCACUAUGAGCUCCUGCCAGUGGACCAAACCAUCAUGGCAGGCCGGUACUUGUAG